Molecule: messenger RNA, 513 nt
Organism: Monoraphidium neglectum
Lineage: Eukaryota; Viridiplantae; Chlorophyta; Chlorophyceae; Sphaeropleales; Selenastraceae
Exons: 6
Coding region: 1-513 (170 amino acids)
Biological process (GO): magnesium ion transport
Cellular component (GO): membrane
Molecular function (GO): magnesium ion transmembrane transporter activity
Source: RefSeq, a predicted model, not a curated record
AUGGGGGCGAAAUGGCUCAUCGGCGUCGGCGUCAAUUUGGUGGGGAGCAUUCUGAUCAACCUGGGCACGAACGUGAUGAAGCUCGGCCACAACAAGCGCGCUGCGCUACCCCUGGCCGAGGCCGACAAGCCGCCCAUCAGCCGCUUCAGGGAGUGGCAGUUUGGCGUGGCGGCCUUCACUGUCGGCAACGUCGCCAACUUCUUGUCCUUCGGUUACGCUGCGCAGUCGCUGCUGUCCGCCAUAGGGUGCGUCCAAUUUGUGUCCAACGUGAUCUUCGCGUCGCUGGUGCUCAAGGAGAAGGUCACCCGCAGCGUGCUGGCCGCGACGGCGUGCAUUGUGGCGGGCUGCGUGCUGCUGGUGUCUUUUGGCGACCACUCCUCAUCGGUGUUCACGGCCAAGGACCUCUUAAGAUUCUAUGCAGAGCCGGUCUACAUAUCGUAUCUGUCUGUGUCCACGGCGGCCGUGGUGGGCUGCUAUACACUGUACAACAUGGGCAGGCGCCGCACACUGUGA